Molecule: messenger RNA, 1395 nt
Organism: Fusarium fujikuroi IMI 58289
Lineage: Eukaryota; Fungi; Ascomycota; Sordariomycetes; Hypocreales; Nectriaceae
Exons: 4
Coding region: 1-1395 (464 amino acids)
Source: RefSeq, a predicted model, not a curated record
AUGUCUAUGGACAGAACACCAUGGGAUCGCUUCCCUUUGCAGAUCCAGAACGAGAUUGUUGGUCUGCUCCCAAUUAUUCGCUAUAUCUGGUUUCGUGUGAAACUAAAGCAGUACGAUUGCACACAAUGUGAGAACAAUGACCAGGACGAAUGGGGCUUGGACGAAGUUGACAACCGAUUCAUCGUGGACGCGUUUGACAACUUGUUCACAACACUGAGCGCAUGGGAGCCUCGCGGCGACUUGGUCUUCGAGAUCAGCAUCUACUCGCCCAGUGACAACCAGCACUGGUUCAAGUACAUAAGCUUCUCCCCAGACAACGACACAGGCGAGCCGUCUCGUCAUGGACACGAACAUGGAGCGACCGUGAAUGACCCGGCUCAUGGCUGGGUUACCGGACAGCCUAUCCUUGCCCCGGAGAUCAUGGGCGAGGGGCCUUACUAUGAUGACGAAACUGAGAUGCAGUGGUGGCGGAGUCUCCCCUGUGUGCCUGUCGUUGGAGUCGUGCUCUUUCGCCAACAGACUCGCCGACGAUGGAAGCCAGUUGCAAUCGCCAAUAUGCUUACGCGGUUCCCAAACAUAAAGGAACUUUGCUGUGGACCCUGGAGAGAAUUGGGCGGAAUGGAAAAGCAGACGAUAAAUGGAACCAAACUCAUCCAAAGUUUUCCCCAAAUGGGAUCAUUAUGCAAGUUAACAAUAUUCGAGAACUUCGAUGAUUCUUACCCAGAAAUAUACCAAGCUCCUGCUAUUGGGGUGCCAAGCCAAGACGUGAGCCUGAAGCUUGCUCGCACUAGUCAACACCUCGAGAUGCUAUCUGCCUCCUUUAUGGCCGAUGCCAGCCACUUCUUCUUGGCGCCCCAGAUUCAGAAUUCAUGGACGUGGAGUAAGCUUACUUCGCUGGCGCUGACUUCAAAUGUCCUCACUGGAGAUGCAGACCCACUGCGUGUCAAUAACAUGCUUGGAAAUGCUGCCGCCACUGCACUUAGGAUGCCGAGACUUCACAUAAUGGAGUUGUGGAAUGGCAGAAAAGGUGUAGCGAUGCUCUUUCGUUACAAAAGGGCUCGAGAAGAUGGGCAGCCAGCUAUCAUCACGAUACGGGGGACAUCAGAGCUUGCUUUAGGGACUGGAGUUGUGGAAGCUUGGGAUAUGGUUGCUUACCAGCACUCCCGUAGCAAGGUCGUCAUGCAAACCUCUUCGAUCGAUCCGAAUGGGAUUCGAAGCCACGGUGAUGCUAUCUGCCAGUUGGGGCUUCUAAAUGAGGUCACUAGACCUGUCUCGCUACGGCAGAUCAUCAACGAAAAUUCGGUUUCACGCUUGAGACCAUCACCACAAUCAUCAUAUUCAGCAUUAUCUUCAUACAGAAGCUAUUGUGUAGCCCUCGACACUUGGUUCUCAUAA